UCGUGGACCACAUUGUUAUCCGCUUGUAUGAAGCUUGGUGAAUCGGAGUACGCUUUUUGGAUGUUUGAUAGAAGUCCGCAAGAAAAUGUUGCAAUUUGGAAUGCGAUAAUAACUGGUUUCGCGGAAAAUGGACUUGAUGAGAAGUAUUACAGAUGCAUAUGGAGUAUUUGAGGAAACGAGAGGUGGACUGGGAGAUGAAAUAACUUACAAUGCAAUGAUGGCUGGUCUAUCAAGCAUGGAAAGAGGUGACGACGUCUUGUUAAUUUUCAAAGAUAUGCAAAAUUCUGGUUGGAGACCAACAGAAUUGACUUUUGUGAGUGUCAUAAGUGUGUGUUUGUUGUCUAGAGUUGCUACUCAAGUACAUGGCCAAGCUAUUAAGAUGGGUUUUGAAGACUUUACGUCUGUGAGUAAUGCAGCAAUAACCAUGUAUUCUAGCUGUGGGGACUUGAAUGCAGCUCGCAUGGUUUUCAUGAGAAUAAAAGAGAAGGAUAUUGUGUCAUGGAAUGCAAUUAUAACAAGCUAUGCUCAAGAGAGUUUGAGUGAAGAUGCAAUCCUAGCGUACCUUCAGAUGCAAAGGGACGACAUUGAACCCGAUGAGUUUACAAUUGGAAGCUUAUUAGCGAGCUCCAAGCUGCUAGUGGUUGUUGAGAUGAUUCAAGCUAGCGUAAUAAAAAAAGCACUUAACUUGAAAAUUGAAGUUUCAAAUGCAUUGCUUUCUGCCUUUUCUAAUCUCGGGGAACUGAACCAAGCCAAUAAACUGUUCCAUGAAAUGUCCCAAAGGAAUUUGAUCUCUUGGAAUACAUUAAUUUCUGGGUUUCAAUUAAACGGAUUGCCUGUAUGCGGUUUGCAGCAAUUUUAUGAAUUGCUUCUAUCGGGAUUGAGGCCGAAUGUUUACACCCUUUGCCAUGCUUUGAGCAUUUGUGCCAGCAUUUCGGAUCUACAGCAUGGAAAACAGCUUCACGGAUACAUUCUCACAUCUGGGUAUUUUUCGCAAAUUUCUCUGGGCAAUGCACUCGUUACUCUGUAUGCUAAGUGCGGAGCUUUGAGUUGGUCCUUGAAAGUUUUUCAGACAAUGAUUGAAAAAGAUAUAAUAUCUUGGAACUCAAUAAUAUCUGCCCAUGCACAGCAUGGACGAGGCAAGGAAGCCAUUGAAUGCUUUGAGGCUAUGCAAGAUUCAGGUGGAAUCAUACCCGAUAAAGCCACCUUUACUGCAGUUCUUUCAGCUUGCAGCCAUUCAGGUUUAGUUGCUGAUGGCAUUAGGAUAUUCAGCUCAAUGGUCCGUACUUAUGGUAUGGAACCUGAAGUACACCAUUUUUCUUGUGUUAUUGACCUGUUAAGUCGAGCUGGAUUUUUGGAUAUAUCGGAGAGACUAAUUAACAUUAAGGAUAUCAACAUUGAUCCCAGUGUCUGGUGGACGUUAUUCAGUUCUUGUGUUGCUCAUGGUAAUCUAGAAUUGGGAAGUAUUGCUGCAAGAUUUCUUUUAAAUACUGAACAUAAUGAGCCAGCAGUUUAUGUUCUCUUGUCAAAUCUUUAUGCUAACGCAGAGAAAUGGGAAGAGUCGGCCGCUGUGAGGGAAUUGAUGAGGAGAUAUGGGGUGAUGAAGCAACCCGGUAGCAGUUGGAUCAGAUCAUAAAACUAAUCACUUUGUUUCUGACGUAAAUAUAGACACGAGUGUAUUCUAACAUGUGUGAAGAUGAACGUGGAAGAUACAAAUAAUAACAUAUUUACAUUGCAA
Molecule: messenger RNA, 1735 nt
Organism: Olea europaea var. sylvestris
Lineage: Eukaryota; Viridiplantae; Streptophyta; Magnoliopsida; Lamiales; Oleaceae
Product: pentatricopeptide repeat-containing protein At3g49740-like
Exons: 2
Coding region: 128-1633 (501 amino acids)
Biological process (GO): RNA modification
Molecular function (GO): RNA binding; protein binding
Source: RefSeq, a predicted model, not a curated record